AUGGCCUUGCACCUGCAGUUAUCAAAAACACUCACAGCUUUGGACUGGGAAUGGGCCGACGCUGCUACGGUGGCCCGCAUCGUGGAGAGCCGUGCUGCGGGCUUCCCAGUGGGGCGGUACGUGGUCGGCUACUGGGGGUGGCGCGACCGCACCGUGGCCGAUGUGGGGCCGGACGCUCCCUACUUCAUGUCUCCGGCUAUGCUGGUGCCAGACCUGGGGGAGCUGCCCCUCUCCCUCUCUCUGGGGGUGCUGGGCAUGCCCGGAAUCACGGCCUACUUUGGACUGCUGGAGGUCUGCAAGCCUAAGGAGGGAGAGGUCGCCGUAGUCAGUGGGGCAGCAGGUGCUGUGGGGUCCAUAGUCGGGCAGAUAGCGCGCCUCAAGGGGUGCAAAGUAACUGGCUUCGCGGGAUCAGACGCUAAGCCCUUCGGCAUGUUUGGCUUCUAG
Messenger RNA from Schistocerca americana (American grasshopper), 444 nucleotides. Its product is annotated as prostaglandin reductase 1-like. Bases 1 to 444 code for a protein of 147 amino acids. The transcript is spliced from 3 exons. The record is from RefSeq and is a predicted model, not a curated record. Gene Ontology annotation, biological process: prostaglandin metabolic process. Gene Ontology annotation, molecular function: 15-oxoprostaglandin 13-reductase [NAD(P)+] activity. NCBI's taxonomy places the organism in Eukaryota, Metazoa, Arthropoda, Insecta, Orthoptera, Acrididae.